CCGCAACCACACCACCUUGUAGCGUUCUUCCUUUCCUCACUGUACAACAUCUUUGCCUUUUGCUUUGGUUGUUCGGAUAACCACCUCAAGCCAGCCUUAAUCUGACUAUACCGAGCCUAUCAGGAAAAUCUACGUUCGAUUCCAUUCUCCAUUCCUUCUCAUUCCACUGCACCAGCCAUGGCAGACGCCCUCAAGGCUGAGGGAAACAAGGCCUUUGCUGCCAAAGACUUCAAGACUGCUGUUGAAAAGUUCUCCCAAGCAAUCGAGUUAGACCCAACAAAUCAUGUCCUCUACUCCAAUCGUUCGGGCGCAUAUGCUUCACUUCGAGAAUGGCAAAACGCACUCGACGAUGCAAACAAAACCACCGAGAUCAAGCCUGACUGGGCAAAGGGAUGGGGGAGAAAGGGUGCUUCCUACCACGGUCUAGGCGACCUCAUCGGUGCAAAAGAUGCUUUUGAAGAAGCCCUCAAGCUUGAGCCCUCCAAUGCCCAGGCGAAGUCCGGCCUCGAUGCUGUCAACCGAGCCAUCGAAGCUGAGGCUCGAGAAGACGGUGCAGACCUUGGUGCCGGCGGUCUCGAUGGUCUUGGAAACAUGUUCAACGAUCCACAACUCAUUCAGAAACUAGCCAGCAAUCCCAAGACCUCUGGCUACCUUGCCGACCCUCAAUUUAUGGCCAAGCUACAGCGUCUAGCCAAGAAUCCUCAAGAGAUGGGUCAAGAACUGGGUGAUCCUCGUUUCUUACAGGUCAUGGGGGUUCUGCUGGGCGUCGAUAUGCAGUUAGGGAAUCCUGAUGCCGCAGGUGCCGGUGCCGGUGCCUCCGCUUCAGGUCGACCAUUCGAAGCUGAAGAAGACGUCCCCAUGCCAGAUGCUCGACCACAGUCUAACCCUCCUCCGCCUCAGAAGAAAGAACCUGAGCCAGAACCCGAGCCUGAGGAGGAAGAUGAAGAAGCCUUGGCUGCCAAAAAGGCAAAGGAAGAGGCCGAAGCGGAGAAGAAACUCGGUACCGAAAACUAUAAAAAACGCAAAUUCGACGAAGCCAUUGAGCAUUACAGCAAAGCAUGGGACCUCCACAAAGAUAUCACAUAUUUGACCAACCUCGGGGCCGCCAAAUUCGAGAAAGGCGAUUAUCCCGGAGCCAUUGAAGCGUGCGAGAAAGCAAUCGACGAAGGUCGGCAAAUCUUGGCCGACUUCAAGAUCAUUGCGAAAGCGUUUGGUCGAAUUGGGUCCGCAUAUGAGAAACUUGGUGAUCUGCCCAAGGCAAUCAUCAACUACCAGAAGUCGCUGACGGAGCACCGCACCCCCGACAUCCUCGCCAAACUGAAAGCCGCUGAAAAGGCACACAUCAAGGCCGAGAAGGAUGCUUAUAUUGAUCCUGUCAAGGCUGAAGAAGCUAGAGUUUUGGGCGCGGAGAAAUUUAAAGCUGCAGAUUGGCCAGCCGCCGUCGACGCAUACACGGAAUUGACAAAACGAGCUCCAGAUGACCCACGAGGCUACAGCAACCGAGCAGCAGCACUGAUCAAAUUACUCGCCUUCCCCACCGCCAUCCAAGACUGUGACGAAGCCAUCAAACGGGACCCGAAAUUCAUCAAGGCAUAUCUGCGAAAGGCUCAAGCAUUGUUCGGUAUGAAAGAGUACAACAAAUGUCUGGACGUGUGCACCGAGGCCAGUGAACACGACGAGGGUGGAAAAAAUGCAUGGGAGAUUGAACAACAACAGCAAAAAGCACUUGAGGCCAUGUAUUCGUCAAGACAGGGCGAAACAGAGGAAGAGACCAGUGCGAGAAUCCAAAAGGACCCUGAAAUCAUGCAAAUCCUCUCCGAUCCAGUCAUGCAAUCCAUCCUGCAACAGGCCAAGGGUGAUCCCGCCGCUCUCAAUGAACACAUGAAGAACCCGGGCAUUCGAUCUAAGGUGCAAAAACUUGUUGCUGCCGGCGUUAUUCGCGUGGGCAGAUAGUCGAAUCAAACCAAAUCUCCAGAUAUCCAGGUUUCGAAGUUGCUCUCAACAUGCCCGAUCCUCUUUGUCUAUCAUAGCCCCGGAAAAUGCAAAACCUGUGCUACCUUUAAUCUCGAUUCAACAAUCAUAGCUCCCACGGGAAAGUAAGCAAAUUAGCCAUUGACGGAACAAAUAAUUUUCAUUGAUGGAGGAGAGGAGAGAUGAAGGGCCAGUGAAGAGGAAUGUAUGAGUGUGAGAGAGGAGACAGUGACACGCAGAUACCACUUGAAUGAAUUCGACACCCACUUUCUCCUUCCUUUUGCAUGUAGCAUAUCUGAAUCUUACUCUAUCUUCAAAACGAUUUUUAUACUCUUUCGAUUGAUUGGUCGUUGGUGGAUAGCGACUCC
Messenger RNA from Exophiala mesophila, 2339 nucleotides. RefSeq lists its product as uncharacterized. Bases 178 to 1953 code for a protein of 591 amino acids. Gene Ontology annotation, molecular function: Hsp90 protein binding. NCBI's taxonomy places the organism in Eukaryota, Fungi, Ascomycota, Eurotiomycetes, Chaetothyriales, Herpotrichiellaceae. The record is from RefSeq and is a predicted model, not a curated record. The transcript is spliced from 3 exons.